AAAAAUUUUAAAACAAAAUCAUAUUAAAAAUUACGUAACUGAAAAACUGGCGGUGAUGUUCAGAAAAACUUAAAAUUUUCAACCAGUUUCUGAACCGAGUUUGGGCUGAGCAAUGGCCGGAAAACAGGUCAGCGGCGAAGGUUUAUCGGCGAACCUCGCCGGAAUGUCGAAGAAUCAGCUCUACGAUAUCAUGUCUCAAAUGAAGAAUCUGAUCGAACAGAAUAAGCAGCAAGCGAGACAGAUCCUCAUUCAAAACCCUAUGUUGACCAAAGCACUCUUCCAGGCACAAAUUAUGCUUGGAAUGGUGCAAUCACCUCAAGCGGUUUCUAAAGUUCAACCAGUGGCUCCUCAAAACAAUCAGCAGUCAGCAGUACAACCAACCCAACAACCAAGUGUUCAGCCUGCUCCAAUAUUGCCUGGGAAAGGUGGCGUACAAGAUCAACCAGGUGUAUCACAAACUCAAAUUCCUCCCAGGAGACACCAAAAGCAGCCUUCAGUGCCAGUUUCAUAUCCUGCUGUUCCUGCAAUGAGUCAUCAAUCUCAGCCUACGCCUGCACAUUCGUUGCAGAUGCCACAACAGCCUAAAGGACAUCUGACUCCCCAAGUGGCUCCAGCAUCUAUUCCCCAAUCGUCACAACUUCCACACAUACCUUCACCAUCUGUUCAUUCAUCUUCACAACCACUUCAUCCAACUCAAAUGCCAACUGCUUCCAGUCAGGUGCAGCAACCAUUGCAAGCACCUGGAUUUCCGCAUAUGCCUUUGCAGCCACCACUGCCACCACAACUCAGACCACCUUCAGUGCAAACCUUCCAUCCCCAAUAUCCCCCACAAAUGGGUGCCAAUUUAGGUUUUCAACAUGCUGGUGCUUCUCAUAAUCUUCCACAAUCCAUGUUUCAUCCAGGUACAAAACCUCCUUCUAGUGUUGGAUCUACGUUCCCACUUGGGCAGACACCACUACCAAGUCAACAAUCAUCUCAGCCACCUUAUCAGGUUGGAAAUAUGCCAUUCGGGUCUGAUUUCGGUAAUCAAUCUGGAAAUGCAAUGCAAAUUGAUAGAGGGUCUUCUUGGAUGCCUGGUCCAUCAGAAAAUCUAGUACAGCAUUCUGGUCCUCUGGGACCACAAUCUGUGGUUUCUGUUCUGGUGGGUGCUGCUAAUCAGCCUCUUAGGCCCCCUGCGUUGACACCAGAGAUGGAGAAGGCACUGCUUCAGCAAGUCAUGAGUCUCACACCAGAGCAGAUAAAUCUUUUCCUCCGGAACAAAGAAAUCAAGUGCUGCAACUGCAACUGAUGUUGCGUAAAUGAUGCUGUACAUUUACACAAUGUGAUUAGGCAGUCUUAAUCCUUCCAAUUUGGCGUAUAUUCUUCUGUUACCUAUGAUCAUGUUACCUAUGAUCAAAGUGGUUGGCUAGAACUAUGUCAACCCGAACUUUUAUUUCUUUAUCUUCUAGUUAUUUACUAUUCUGCAAAAUUAAGUGAAACUACUAUCUCUUCAUUGUUUCAUGUAUGAAAAGUCUAUAAGUUAAUCUCCUUGGUGCUCUCCGUCAUCACUGUUUGGUUAAAAUGAUGUAUUGUAUAGAUGUUGUACAAAGGCUACUUGUACACCCGUUUAUAACUCAAGAAAGCUUGCAUCAUUGUUUAAGAGUUACCUAUAUGGCUAUACCAACUUACUGCUU
Molecule: messenger RNA, 1673 nt
Organism: Cicer arietinum (chickpea)
Lineage: Eukaryota; Viridiplantae; Streptophyta; Magnoliopsida; Fabales; Fabaceae
Source: RefSeq, a predicted model, not a curated record